Messenger RNA from Effrenium voratum, 876 nucleotides. The record is from the annotation of a GenBank genome assembly. Lineage: Eukaryota; Dinophyceae; Suessiales; Symbiodiniaceae.
AUGCCAAGCGCCAUUUGGGUUGGUGGGGCGCUGGUGGCUGCCGCCAGCAUUGCCCUUCCGAGCUAUUGGCGGACAGCCAGUGCCAGGGAAGCAGCCAGAGUAUGGACCAGGACAAUUGAAUCGCCUAGUGUGCUGCAGCCUGGGGACGCAACAGAGGCGGCAAUUGCUGGGAGAGAUUGCGCUGACAAGGUGGUGGAUGGAGCUGUUGCGGAGUCUUUGUAUCGUGAGGGCCGUUUCUAUGGGCUGUCGUUGUUGCAGAAUGCAGUUUGCCCAGAAAUGGUGAAGCUGAUGCGGGCGGACAGCCUUAAACUGCACCAGCUGGGCCGAUUGACACCUUCAGGUGAUCCAGAUGAGCCACAGUUGUCCGAGCAGUACAAGAAGUACUUUGGCAGCCUGCCUGUACUGACCAUCCUGAAGCCAGAGGAUGCAGCUGCAGAAGGCCUGCUCGGCUUGGCAUUCGGAGGAUCGUUCCUCAGUGGUCUUUGUCUCCGCAUCGGUGAGCUGACUGGACAGACGCUGGAACCUGGCACCUUGCAGCUUGCGUGCUAUGAUGGGGAGGGAGUCUCCUACCAAGUGCAUGAGGACUACGUGCCCAAGGAGGAUUACGACCCCGAAAGACUGCCAGAGCACCAUCGGUUCUCCUACAAACGCCGCAUCACGAUCAUCUUGUACCUGCAGGAUCAAUGGUCAGAAGGGCUUGGAGGAGCUUUCCGGGCUCAUGCUGUUCGUCCUGAGGGAGAACCAGAUCUGCAGAAUUUUGUGGACGUCUUGCCAGAUGGUGGGUCCCUGGUCAUGUUCCGCUCGGACAUGCCGCAUGAGGUGCUGCCCACCUUCGGUCAGCGCUUCGCGCUGUCCAUGUGGUGCCAUGCUGGGUGA